AUGAAGUCCGCCAUAUCGUUGGCGAAGCCGAUAGGGUUGAUUGCGGUCAGCUUUGGUAUAACCAUUUCUUUCGUCCUACUCUCUCAACCAAACCUAUCUCCAAAGCCCGAUCUCAUGGCCCGAAGCUUCGUGUUGUGGCUCCAUGGGCUCGGUGAUUCAGGCCCUGCCAACGAACCCAUUAAGACUCUCUUCACCUCCCCGGAAUUCAACGACACCAAAUGGUCAUUCCCUUCUGCCCCUUCUAACCCAGUCACCUGUAAUUAUGGUGCUAUCAUGCCUUCGUGGUUUGACAUUCAUGAGAUACCUGUGACAGCUGAUUCUCCAAAAGAUGAAGGUGGUGUGCUCAAAGCUGUUCAAAAUGUUCACGCAAUGAUAGACAGAGAGAUAUCUGCUGGCACCAAUCCUAAAAAUGUCUUCGUGUGUGGAUUUAGUCAAGGAGGUGCCUUGACAUUAGCAAGUGUUCUGCUGUAUCCGAAAACUCUGGGUGGCGGUGCAGUGUUUAGUGGAUGGGUUCCAUUUAAUUCUUCCAUUCUAGAGAGAGUGACACCGGAUGCAAAAAAGACACCUAUAUUUUGGUCUCACGGAAUGGCUGACAGCACUGUGCUUUUUGAAGCUGGACAAGUAGGUCCACCCUUCCUAGAAAAAGCUGGUCUGAGCUGUGAAUUUAAGGCUUACCCGGGUCUUGGUCAUUCAAUAAGUAAUGAAGAGCUUCGUUCUUUAGAAUCAUGGAUCAAAUCCCGUCUUCAGAGUUCAUCCUAA
Messenger RNA from Fraxinus pennsylvanica, 759 nucleotides. The record is from the annotation of a GenBank genome assembly. Lineage: Eukaryota; Viridiplantae; Streptophyta; Magnoliopsida; Lamiales; Oleaceae.